Westerdykella ornata is the source of this 851-nucleotide messenger RNA. RefSeq lists its product as uncharacterized. NCBI's taxonomy places the organism in Eukaryota, Fungi, Ascomycota, Dothideomycetes, Pleosporales, Sporormiaceae. The record is from RefSeq and is a predicted model, not a curated record. Gene Ontology annotation, molecular function: protein binding. The coding region runs from base 1 to 651 and encodes 216 amino acids. The transcript has a single exon. Gene Ontology annotation, biological process: protein homooligomerization.
AUGUCUGGCGAAGAGCCUUUACAACACCCACCUAUCACUACAACCGAUAGGCGCAUAACGCUUCAGGUUGGCGAGCGUCGCUUCGUCACCACUCUCCAAACUCUACAGGAGAGCGGUUUUUUCGCCUCAUUGUUAUCGGGCCGUUGGGAUAAUGCACAGGGAGACGGCUCCUAUUUUGUUGACGCGGAUCCGACCCUCUUUGAGCAUAUCCUACGAUACCUCCGUCGCGGCGUGCUCCCCAUCUUCUACGACAAAGCGAAAGGGCACGACUACGGAAUGUAUUUAGCCCUCCUUGAAGAAGCGAAAUAUCUCGACAUUACGCGACUUGUGGAUUGGCUCGAGAAGAAACAAUAUCUUCAUGCAAUAAAGACGAAGGUCUCGAGUAAAGAGGUAGAAGGGACUGACCAACUUUGUGCGACGCGAGAAAGCAACGUAGAUCUACGAUGGCACCCAACUUGGGUAACUAGGAAGGUAUACAUCUGCCCUCGAAGGAUCUAUGCACAUAGAGGGGACGCGCGUGCGUGUGGAAGAUACUGUAGAAAGGCGCAAGGUGAUGCGGAUGACAUUUAUGAGGAUGAACUGGUGCUGAGAGCGCUGGUAACAGAGAAGCAGGUAAUCUUUGAUGGAAACGCGUGCGUAGAGGGACGUUAGCUACCCUCCUUUCCAUGUAAAAUGGACACCGCCACUGUUUAAUAUGGUGCCGCCAGUGCAUCUCUUUGAGUUACGUCGUGGAAAUGGACAAUCAUCUCUGCAAUGCCUGCACCAAAACCGUGUUGCGAACCGGAUCUGCCUUGGACAGCAUACGAUGGGUUUGAGUUAGGUGGGUGGACUCCUACGCAUGCCUGGACGCC